Selaginella moellendorffii is the source of this 1717-nucleotide messenger RNA. Its product is annotated as O-fucosyltransferase 39. Bases 13 to 1587 code for a protein of 524 amino acids. The transcript is spliced from 10 exons. Lineage: Eukaryota; Viridiplantae; Streptophyta; Lycopodiopsida; Selaginellales; Selaginellaceae. The record is from RefSeq and is a predicted model, not a curated record.
UAGAUCUUGAGAAUGUGGCAGCGCCAUCGCAAAGCGGCGAAGCAGCACAAGAGUGACGCCGUGGAUCCGGAAUGGAAGCUCCUGCUGUUCUUGCUCUUGGCCGCCGGAUUGUGUGGAUAUCGCAUCGGAGGCGUGAGCGAGGAAGCGGCAUGGACGAUCGACCUCUUCUCGGAAUAUGAUCCUCCUCGCUUUCAGUACCGCGAUCUCGUGGAAUCCUUCCGGAAAGAAGAGGGUAGAUUGGAGCGUCCGGGGUUGUGGGAUAGGCCCUCAGACAAUGGCUGGAAGCGGUGCCCCGAGGAUUUUGAUCGUUUCUCACUGACGACAUGGGAUCGAUCUCGCUACUUUCAAGUUCUUUGCGGAGGAGGCUUGUUUCAGCUACAUAUUUGUGUCUGCAAUGCUGUUGCUGUAGCAAGGCUUCUCAAUGCUACGCUUGUCAUUCCAUACUUCAAGCACCAUCCGUUCUGGAACGAUCCAAGCCAGUUUGAAGAUAUUUACGACUUGAACCAUUUCAUGUCAACCUUGAAAGGCGAUGUGAAAGUCGUCACAGAGUUGCCUGCAAUGUAUAGUUGGAGCACGCCGAGUUUCUACUGGGGACGUUGCUUGGAUAGGCCGAAUUGUAUGACGUUUCUUCCAAAGCACACUACCCCCAAAUGGUUCUUCCAGCACAUUCUCCCGAUUAUGGAAAGAUAUGAAGUCGCAGCUGUCGAUGGUUUUGAGCACAAACUUACCUUUGAAGGUCUCCCUGCGAGUAUCAGCAAGCUGCGAUGCAAGGUGAACUUCUACGCCCUGCGCUUUGUGAAGCCGAUCCGGGAUCUUGGAGAUGCAUUGACGCUGCGGAUGAGAACCAAAACAUUAUCAGGCGAUCCACUGCGUAACCAGGAAAAUUCGACAAAAAAGUACAUCGGUCUUCACGUGAGAUUCGAAAGAGACAUGCUUGCAUAUUCUAGUUGUGACUUUGGUGGAGGUCAGGCCGAGCAGAAAGCUCUUGCGUCAUUUCGAUACCAAGUUUGGAGUAACCGAGUCAUCAAAGCGCUGAAGAGGCCUUCUGAUCUUCGGCGAAAUGGAAGCUGUCCUCUAACUCCAGAAGAGGUCGGCCUCCUCCUUGCCGCAUUCGGCUUUACCGCCACUACGCCCCUCUAUAUUGCUGGAAAGGCAGUUUAUGGGGGACCUCGGAGAAUGGAGCCGCUGAAAAGUCUGUUCCCUCUUGUCGAAAACAAGCACUCGCUCGCCACGAGACAGGAGCUGGCGCCUUUCCGGAACUUCGCUCACAAGCUGACGGCCUUGGACUUCAGGGUGCUCUUCAACAGCGACGUCUAUAUGUCCAAUGCCGCUGGAAAUCUUCCAAACGUCCUGACGGGACAUAGAAGCUACUUUGGGCCUUACGCAUCGGUUCAUCCCGACAAAGCUCGCUUAGCAACGCUUCUUUCGGACGAGAGACACGCGACGAACUGGACGAGCUUUGCGGAGCGGGCUUUCGCGGCGCACGAGUCGCGAAUGGGAGCGAUCGAGCCGAGGAAAUCGAGGUACUCCGUUUUCAGGUGUCCAGCGCCGGAUUGUAUGUGUUUGCGAUCCAAUUCGCGAGAUUAGAUCUUUCUAAAGUUCCCAAACUGCAAAAUGACUAUAGUGCUAAACAUUGUUGCCCAACCUUUGUAUGGGAGCCUAUUACAUCUGUAGCGAUUACUUAAAAUUGUGUGUCCUCACACAAAAGACCGAUUAA